UUUAUAUUAAUAAUUUUAUUAUUAUUAUUAUUAUUAACUUUUUCAACAAUAAAUAUUUUUAUAUUUUAUUUAUUUUUUGAAGGGUCUUUAAUUCCAACUUUAUUUUUAGUUUUAGGGUGAGGGUAUCAGCCAGAGCGACUGCAGGCUGGGAUUUAUUUAUUAUUUUAUACAUUAUUGGCUUCUUUACCUUUAUUAUUGAGUAUUUUUUACUUAUAUAUAAAUUUUAAUUCAUUAGAUUAUUUUUUUUAUAAUAUUAGAGAUAUAUUUAAUGUUUAUAUUUAUUUAAGAUUAAUUUUAGCUUUUUUAGUUAAAAUACCUAUAUUUUUAGUACAUUUAUGAUUACCAAAAGCUCAUGUUGAAGCUCCAAUUGCAGGAUCUAUAAUUUUAGCUGGGGUAUUAUUAAAAUUAGGGGGUUAUGGAUUAAUUCGAAUAUUUAUGAUUAUUCAAUAUUUAAGCGUACAAUUAAAUUUUUUAUUAAUAAGAAUUAGAUUAGUCGGGGGUAGAUUGGUAUGUUUUUUAUGUUUAUGUCAGACUGAUAUAAAAUCUUUAAUUGCGUAUUCUUCUGUUGUUCAUAUGGGGAUUGUAAUCGGGGGAAUUUUGACAAUAACGUAUUGAGGAUAUGCUGGGGCUUAUGGGUUAAUAAUUGCUCAUGGUUUAUGUUCUUCAGGGAUAUUUUGUUUAGCAAAUAUUGUUUAUGAACGAUCCGGUAGACGAAGAUUAUUAAUUAAUCGAGGGUUAUUGACUUUAAUACCAAGACUUACUUUAUGAUGAUUUUUAAUAAGAUCAAUAAAUAUAGCAGCUCCGCCAUCAUUAAAUUUAUUAAGAGAAAUUAGAUUAUUAAACAGAAUUGUUAUAUGAUCUUGAGUAAGAAUAUUAAGAUUAUUUUUUAUUUCUUUUUUAGG
Molecule: messenger RNA, 902 nt
Organism: Phlebotomus papatasi
Lineage: Eukaryota; Metazoa; Arthropoda; Insecta; Diptera; Psychodidae
Product: NADH-ubiquinone oxidoreductase chain 4-like
Exons: 1
Biological process (GO): electron transport coupled proton transport; aerobic respiration; ATP synthesis coupled electron transport
Molecular function (GO): ubiquinone binding; NADH dehydrogenase (ubiquinone) activity
Source: RefSeq, a predicted model, not a curated record